Molecule: messenger RNA, 1060 nt
Organism: Aureobasidium pullulans EXF-150
Lineage: Eukaryota; Fungi; Ascomycota; Dothideomycetes; Dothideales; Saccotheciaceae
Exons: 1
Coding region: 88-945 (285 amino acids)
Source: RefSeq, a predicted model, not a curated record
AAAUCCCUCCCUGAGGAGAGAGAGCUCGUAGCUCACUUGAACUCAGAACUGACCACGUGCUCCCAUACGCAUAGUCCGUACUUGAGCAUGUUUUAUGGUGCUGAUCAUCACGCAGGCAGCUACAAGAGGAACCUCCACCCUCAGAGGCUUGUCCUGUCUGAUUGUACCAUACACGCUAUCAACAUGAUUGGCAAGAAUCACGCAAUAUUCCUAGCUCUUCUGGCUAUUGCGUCCGCAGUUGCCUCAGGGCAUCCCGCGCGUGACUAUGAAUAUAUACACCCGUCCAUCGUCUCUAAAACCCUGCAGUCCCAGCACGAGAAGAGAGCUCCUCAGGGUGAAGAGCAGGAUGAAGUAUACCAGAUUGAAUGUCGUAUGCGAAGAAUGUGCCGUCUUGCACCAAAGACUAGCUCGCCUAUCCAAGAUCCCGCUGCCAAACUCACUUCGACCACUUCGAUUGACCAAUCGAUCCUCGACUGGGUGUCCAUUUUGAACGCACCUGGACCUGUUAUGACCGCACACGACAACAACGAACAAUAUGGAUCGCGAUAUCAUUGGCGAAGACUCUUCAGCAUUCAAGACCACCACCGUCACAGCUCCAGCACAGUCACCGUCACGGCUGUAGCCAAUAACAGCUUGAUUUGCGCCUGCUCCAACCGCAACUUCUUCUUUCGUGGACGUUGCCCUCCGAGUUUGCCCAAGAGCGCGACCAGAUAUUCGCCGAGGCAUGGAAGUCCAGAUUACAUUGUGUGCUUGAGAAACAAGACACGGACGACUGUGCUGGUCGCUAAAGAGAUGCCAGCAAGACGAGCGCGAGGUAGAUUGGAAGAGGGAUCGAAUGAGAAGCGACAAGCCGUCGAGGGAUUUUUAGACAGCAACAGACGAGCAAACUCGAACUACAAACAUAAAGCAACGUUGAUGUUUGAAAAAGUGAAAAGUGAAAAGUGAAAAAAGGAGGUAUACUCCAGGGCAGUCCCCUUCCAGACCAGCUUUUGUUGAUCUGCCUUCCCUUCCCUUCUUUUCCUCUGCCCAACCCAGGAGCUCGCUAGAAUGAUAUAUAAAC